This is a messenger RNA of Chelonia mydas (Green sea turtle), 1943 nucleotides long. RefSeq names its product N-acetylglucosamine-6-sulfatase. NCBI's taxonomy places the organism in Eukaryota, Metazoa, Chordata, Testudines, Cheloniidae. The transcript is spliced from 13 exons. Gene Ontology annotation, biological process: glycosaminoglycan metabolic process. The record is from RefSeq and is a predicted model, not a curated record. Bases 78 to 1568 code for a protein of 496 amino acids. Gene Ontology annotation, molecular function: N-acetylglucosamine-6-sulfatase activity; glycosaminoglycan binding.
GGGGCUGGGCUCGGGGCUGGACUGGGGGCUGGGUAGGGGGCCGGGGCCGUGCAGCCUGUGGGGGUCACACCCCAGCCAUGGGGCACCUGGCGAGCUGGGCUGCCCUGCUGGUGCUGAGCGCCACCUGGCAGCUGGUGCUGGGGGGCCCGCACAACAUCGUGCUGAUCCUGACUGAUGACCAGGACACGGAGAUCGGGGGCAUGACUCCGAUGAAGAAGACGCAAGCCCUGAUCGGCCAGGCAGGUGUCUCCUUCACCAAUGCAUUCACAGUCACGCCCCUGUGCUGCCCCAGCCGCAGCAGCAUCCUGAGCGGGCGCUACCCCCACAACCACCUGGUGAGGAACAACUCCCUGGAGGGCAACUGCAGCAGCCUGGCCUGGCAGAAGAGCCAAGAGCCGCUGGCCUUCCCCGUCUACCUGCAGAGGCAGGGCUACCAGACCUUCUACGCCGGCAAAUACCUCAACCAGUACGGACACCCGGCGGCCGGGGGCGUCCAGCAUGUGCCCCUGGGUUGGAGGUACUGGAACGGCCUGGUGGGGAACUCCCGCUAUUAUAACUACACCCUGUCGGUGAACGGGCAAGAGGAGCAGCAUGGGCAGCGCUACCAGGACGACUACCUCACGGAUCUCAUUACCAACCGGAGCCUGGAGUUCCUGCAGAAGUGGUCCCGCCCGCCCUUCCUGAUGGUGCUGGCCCCGCCCGCCGCCCACUCCCCGUGGACCGCGGCGCCAGGCUAUGCCACGGCCUACAGCACCACCAAGGCACCCCGGGACGGCAGUUUCAACGUCCACGGCAAGGACAAGCACUGGCUGGUGAGACAGGCCAGGAGCCCCAUGGCUAACACGUCCAUCGAGUUCCUGGACAAGGCCUACAGGGAGAGGUGGCAGACUCUGCUCUCGGCGGACGACCUGGUGGAGAGGGUGGUGGGCCGGCUAGAGGCCCUGGACCUGCUGGCCAGCACUUACAUCUUCUACACCUCGGACAACGGCUACCACGCAGGCCAGUUCUCGCUGCCCAUCGACAAACGCCAGCUGUACGAGUUCGACAUCCGGGUGCCGCUCCUGGUGCGGGGGCCGGGCAUCAAAGCGAACCAGACCCGAUCGGAGCCGAUCCUCAAUAUUGACCUGGGGCCCACGUUCCUGGACAUCGCCGGCCUCAACGUCUCGCAGACCGCCAUGGACGGGCAGUCCUUCCUGCCGCUGCUGGUGACCCCGGCGCAGCCCAGCGCGUGGCGGGCGGAUUUCCUGGUGCAGUACACAGGGGAGGGGUUCCCGGACGGGGACCCAGCCUGCCCGGCCCUGGGCCCAGGGGUAUCGCAAUGCUUCCCCGACUGCGUGUGCGAAGACGCCUUCAACAACACCUACGCCUGUGUCCGCGCCCUGCAUCCCCACGGCCUGCAGUACUGCGAGUUCGCCGACAGCCAGGCCUUCGUGGAGCUGUACAACCUGACCGCUGACCCCCAGCAGCUCCGCAACGUGGCCCAGAGCGUGGACCCCACCCUGCUGGAGGCUUUGAACAAGCGGCUGAUCAAGCUCCAGGCCUGCGCAGGGCCCAGCUGCCGGGCCUAGGGGCGCCCGCCCCCCGGCUGUGCCAGGAACCCUCCAACGACUCAGCGCACUCCAAACACCCGGGCUGGAUGGGCCCUGCCCCCUCCCGACCUUGGCCCCUUCCCAGGUUGCCCAGAGCCCAGCGCAGGAUGCCAGGGGCCCCAGGGCUGGACAAAGGGGCUCCCCCAUUCUGAGUCCCCCCCCAUUUGCUGCCCCCCAGACUUGGGCUCUACCCUCAGGGAUAUUUCCGUCUUCAUCCCAGUUUGUAGCUCUGCCUGCUCCACCCAGCAUCCCUGCCCCUCCUCGGCUGAUUCCUCUGGCCCUGGAAGCUGCUGGGGUCCCCGAUCUUCCCCCCGCCCUGUGACAUGAAGGUGAAAUAAAUUCUGGUUUGUAGAA